Molecule: messenger RNA, 738 nt
Organism: Sphenostylis stenocarpa
Lineage: Eukaryota; Viridiplantae; Streptophyta; Magnoliopsida; Fabales; Fabaceae
Source: the annotation of a GenBank genome assembly
AUGUCUGAGAAAAUCACCGCUGAAAACCUUUUAAACACCCUUGUGGAAACAAUUGCUGAGAAGCAAAAAUCUGUAUCAUUUUUUGAAGAAGACAAGUCAAGCUCAGUGAGCUCCCAAUUCAAAAGACUGUUUGGACGCCAGAAACCUGUGCACCAUAUUUUAGGGGGUGGAAAAUCUGCUGAUGUCUUGUUAUGGAGGAACAAGAAGAUUUCUGCUAGUGUUUUAUCUGCAGCAACAGCUACUUGGGUGCUUUUUGAAUGGCUUAAUUACAAUUUCCUAACACUUUUAUUUUUUGUUCUGGCUCUUGGCAUGCUUGGACAGUUUCUUUGGACAAAUGCUUCUAGCUUGUUUAGCAGGAAGCCGUCUAAAGUUCCUCGUUUUGUUCUCCCAGAUGAUUUCUUCACGAACAUUGCGACUGCAGUUGGUGCUGAGGUUAACCGCGGAUUGAGGUUUCUCCAAGAUGUUUCAUGUGGAGGAAACCUAAAGCAAUUUCUAAUUGCUGUAGGAAGCUUAUGGGUUGGUGCUGUGAUUGGGAGCUGGUGCAAUUUUUUGACUGUCAUGUAUAUUGGUUUUGUUGCUGCACAUACACUUCCAGUUCUCUAUGAAAGGUACGAGGAUCAAGUUGACAACUUUGUGUACAAGGUCUUUGAUCAGAUGCAAAAUCACUAUCAGAAGCUGGAUUCUGGUUUGCUCAGCAAAAUCCCCAAGGGAAAGCUGAAAGGAAAGAAGUAUGAAUAG